This is a messenger RNA of Alosa sapidissima (American shad), 3760 nucleotides long. It is a transcript of the gene slc24a3, whose product is annotated as solute carrier family 24 member 3. Gene Ontology annotation, cellular component: membrane. Gene Ontology annotation, molecular function: calcium, potassium:sodium antiporter activity; calcium channel activity. The transcript has 17 exons. Gene Ontology annotation, biological process: intracellular calcium ion homeostasis; calcium ion transmembrane transport. Lineage: Eukaryota; Metazoa; Chordata; Actinopteri; Clupeiformes; Clupeidae. The record is from RefSeq and is a predicted model, not a curated record. The coding region runs from base 372 to 2384 and encodes 670 amino acids.
UUUAACGCCCCCCUCUCUUUUGCUCACUCCCCUAUGUUCAGCCCUCCCACUACCGUUCACUCUCCAACAUCAUCUUGCCCACUACGAAUCGUGUCCUGCAAAAAUCGGCAACGAGCAGACGCAAUCAAAUGGAGCGCUUCUUCCUUUCGCGAUAUCUAUGUUUCGCAUUAUCGGGAUUUGAAAUUAUAUAGAACAAAACAGCUUUAAUGAAAAGCGAAAACAUUAACAGCCGCGUGUGAACACUGUCAAAACACCUCUUCCGUGUCUAAACUUUCCCCAUCUCGCUCUCUCUCGUCCACCCCCGAUCCCAAGAAUCUCUUUUUUUGCACUAUCCGCGCAGUUCGUUGGGUACUCGCUGUCGAGGUUUCGAAAUGGAUGGGGUUAUCGUUGGCUGGAUGCCUAAGUCUGCCGGGGUCCAGAGUUGCCCGCUGCAAGUGAUGCUCAGCCAGAGGAAGAUCAAAGCGAGGAGGAAGGGGCGAAAGGAGUUGUUCCUUGGACAGAUGUGCUUCAUGGGGCUUUUGCUUAUGGUGGUGUCCGGUUUAUCGCGUGUUGCUGAAAGCACAGGUUAUCGCACACCCAGCAAUGGACCAAAGGCUAUUGCAGGGUGGGAUAGCCGUCGGCUACUGCAGUACUAUGAAGACACCUACACGUACAUACCAGAAACGACAGAGGCGACGGAGCGACCGCCCAAAAACUGUACCGAACCAGCUCUUCAUGAAUUUCCCAGCGACCUUUUCACCCACAAGGAGAGGGUUGAGGGAGCUGUUGCACUACAUGUUCUAUGUGCCAUGUACAUGUUCUACGCCCUGGCCAUUGUAUGCGAUGACUACUUUGUUCCAUCGCUGGAGAAAAUCUGUGAGCGAUUGCAUCUGAGUGAGGAUGUUGCUGGAGCAACCUUCAUGGCAGCAGGAAGUUCAGCCCCAGAGCUCUUCACCUCUGUCAUUGGGGUGUUUAUUACUAAGGGUGACGUCGGGGUGGGAACCAUCGUGGGCUCUGCUGUCUUCAACGUUCUCUGCAUCAUCGGCGUCUGUGGGAUAUUUGCUGGACAGGCUGUACGACUCUCCUGUUGGACUCUAAUGAGGGAUUCAGUGUUCUACACCAUAUCAGUGACCACUCUAAUUGUGUUUAUAUAUGACGAGAAGGUAACAUGGUGGGAAUCUCUCACACUCGUGCUGAUGUACCUUGUUUACAUUACGAUAAUGAAGCUGAACUCAACUGUGGUGCGUUUCAUUGAGAGGCGUAAGAAGAACUCGGGCAACCUGGGCAACGGCACAGCCAGCAACGCCGACCUGGACGAUGGUUGCGAUGCCACGGUGGUGCUGCUGAAAAAAGCUAACUUCCACCGGAAGCCGUCAGUGCUGAUGGUGGACGAGCUGCUGUCGGCCUACCCCCACCAGCUGUCCUUCUCCGAGGCCGGCAUGCGCAUCAUGAUCACCAGCCACUUCUCCCCGCGCACCCGACUCACCAUGGCCUCCCGCAUGCUCAUCACCGAGAGGCAGCGUCUGAUAAACGGACACCUCAUUAACGGCGAUUCUGACAUUUCGGCCAAACUACCGGGUCGGCGUGCAGUGGAGAACGGGCUGGGGGGCGUGGAGCGUGGGCUCAACGGUCGCCGCGGGGGUCACCGUGACGACGACCGAGGAGGAGCGGAGACGGGCACGGACACGGAGAACGAGAACGAAGACAACGAGAACAACGAAAAUGACGAAGAAGAGGAGGAGGAGGAGGAGGAGAAUGAGGGGCCCUUCGUCCCAUUUGAAGUACCAGGUGGUUGCUGUAAUAAGCUGAAGUGGUUGCUUGCCUGGCCGUUGUGCCUGGUGUUGUACUUCACCGUGCCCAACUGUGCCAAUCCUCGUUGGGAGCGGUGGUUCAUGGUAACGUUCGGCAUGUCCACGGUCUGGAUCGCUGGCUUGUCCUACAUAAUGGUGUGGAUGGUCACGGUCAUCGGGUUUACCCUGGGCAUCCCUGAUGUCAUCAUGGGCAUCACGUUCCUGGCAGCUGGCACCAGUGUCCCAGACUGCAUGGCCAGCCUCAUCGUGGCACGACAAGGCCUGGGUGACAUGGCCGUGUCCAACUCCAUUGGCAGUAACGUGUUUGAUAUCCUGGUGGGGUUGGGUUUGCCCUGGACUCUGCAGACUCUGGCCAUCAACUAUGGCUCCACUAUUCACCUGAACAGUAAAGGACUCAUCUUCUCAGUAGGCCUCCUUUUGGCCUCUGUGUUUCUAACAAUUGUUGGUGUGCAUCUGAAUAAGUGGGUCCUAGACCGCCGCUUGGGCCUAGCCUGUCUGAUGAUGUACGCAGUCUUCCUCUGUUUCUCCAUCCUCAUCGAGUUCAACAUCUUCACCUUCGUCAACCUGCCCACCUGCCGAGAUGCCGCCAUCUGAAGACACUUCUUCUUUGUCCUCCCUCUCUGCCACUCUCUUCCUCACCUGUGUCUCUGUGAGGUGGAGCGCCCCAGAGCCUGCUGGGAGAGAUCUCUUUUCUCUUUUUUUUUCUCAAUCUUUCACUGAUCUUGUAAUUUAUUGAUCUUUGGAUUAUUGUCUUUGUCUUUGACAACGGUGCAAUACAGACAAAUGCCCUGUGCCUAGUUGUUUUGUUUUUUGAGAGGGGCAUUUGUUUGAAAACAAGAGGAUCUCUGGUACUAAAGAGGAUGAUGGAAUGCACCUCGGACAGGAAAGAGACACAAAAGAGAGAUAUUUUUGAUGACUACUGCCUGAUUUGAUGUGAAUAUGGGGAGAAAAAAAGUUUUUAUCCAUUUGAAACAGACUGCAUUAGGAAAUUGAUGCUAACUCAAUUCUAUUUUACAAUGAGAUCUUUGUUUGUUUGUUUGUUGUGAGCUGCUAACUAGAUGGACAAUGAAGAGUUUUUGUUGUUCUGCCGAUAAUUAUUGGAAUCAUGGUUAAUAGUAUCAGUUAAAAUAUAAAUAUAUAAAUAUGCAUUAGUUUAUUAAGAGGUGUCUAUUGAGAGAUGACUAUUACAAAUACUGAAGGGUACUGGUGACCUGCUGCGUAUGUGUGUAUAUACAGAUCUGUACAGAUUUGAUCAGAUGUUGAUUACAGACAUGGUUGACCAUGUUCAGAUUCCUCAGACCCCUUCUCUUAACCUGGGCAUUACUGGCCUUCUCCUGGCUUUUAUACCCACCAGAGCCCCAACAACAACAUGGAAGGUGUGACACAACAUGAGUCCCCAUUGGACCACUUGGACAAACAAAAUGGAGACCUGACUGAAGCUGUUGUAUAUAGAAUGUAUUCAUGUUUGCUGGAAAUGCAAUGUGUACAUUUCUUGAUUUCAGUGGGUGGUGGAGUAGAUCUUGUCUCCAUGUGGGGUGUAUGAUUCAUUAUGUGCGGUCAUAGAAUCUUCUCUGGGGGACUUUUAAAGAGACAUUGUGGUGGGGUCAUGCAUUGGGGGAAAGGUACACCAGCAGAAAUUUAUACCUAUACAUAGAGUCUGGUGGAGGAAUACAUUUGUGUACAAAAUACUUUUUGAUGUUUGGUUUUGUCUCUUGCUUUCACUGAAACAUGUAUGUGUAUUUAAUAAUUUAUUGAGAUCUAUUUAUGCACUUUUUAGAGAUUGCAAAACAAACAAAAAAUACACCCACAGCUGUCCCAAAGAACAGGUUAUUCUGGAAAUUCAGUCAAACUUAAUUUUAUGCCCAUAUUUUUUGUCCAAUCCUUUUCUACUGUAUUUUCUUCUGGUUCUUGACUUGGAGAUAUGCAUACUUUAGAUACCCCUUUGACUAUAAAUGAUAUUGUUUCUACUA